AUGCCUCCAGCCGUGUCUGACGACGAGAGCGAUCUUGAUGUGCCCGACGCGAUCCCCGCACGGCCAGCGAAAGUGAACCCCAAAGUAGAAGAGGAUGAAGAUGAUGAUGAUGACGAGGAGGACGACGAUGAGUUCCAAGUUGAGAAGAUCCUCAGCCACAAGACGGAGCGCGGCAAGAUUGUGUACAGAGUCAAGUGGCUUGGGUGGGAGAAAGAGGAAGACCAGACGUGGGAGCCUGUGGACAACUUGGAGAACGCGAGAGAGAUCUUGGAGGCAUAUCACACGUCAAUCGGCGGCACUCCACAACCCCCAGCGAAGGGCAAAGGCAAGGGAAAGCGCUCUCUUUCGUCCGCUGCUGCUGCGGAUUCACCCUCUGGCAAGAAGCGUGGACGAAAGAGCGAGACGAACGGGACCGCCACGAAGGACGAGCUACCGAUGGGAUUAUGGGAAGACCUCUGCACUGUAGCCGCAAUCAUCGAGGAGCAUGAGCUGCCUGCUACUACUAGCACCAAGAAGCAGGCCGCCAACAAGUCGCUAGUGGGCAUGCUCCAGUGGAACGACGGUCGCAAGACACAACAUCCGAUGAUUACCCUGCGCAACAAGUGCCCACAGAGGAUACUCGACUACUACGAGUCACACUUGGUCUUUAAGGGCGACCCGCGGUAUAUUGAUGAGGAAGAAUAA
Messenger RNA from Zasmidium cellare ATCC 36951, 684 nucleotides. RefSeq lists its product as uncharacterized. Gene Ontology annotation, molecular function: chromatin binding. Gene Ontology annotation, cellular component: nucleus; pericentric heterochromatin. NCBI's taxonomy places the organism in Eukaryota, Fungi, Ascomycota, Dothideomycetes, Mycosphaerellales, Mycosphaerellaceae. Gene Ontology annotation, biological process: negative regulation of transcription by RNA polymerase II; chromatin organization. The transcript is spliced from 4 exons. Bases 1 to 684 code for a protein of 227 amino acids. The record is from RefSeq and is a predicted model, not a curated record.